CCCAGGCUUUUCGCCCCUCCUUCGCUGCUGCAGAUUUUGAGAGUUCAGAACGCGGCUUUUCCACUGCGUCUCAUGAUCUUCCCUUCUUCCCUCCCUCCCCCUAUUUCGGCGUUCGUACUCAGCCGGUUCCCAGCGGGAAAGGCACACCGACACAAGAUGGACCCGCUCAGUAUUGCGGCUAGCAUCUUUGCGGUGAUCCAGAUCGCCGACAGGGUAAUAUCGCUCUGCAAAUUCUAUCUUGAACUUGCCAGCGAUGCUCCAUCGGAUCUUCGAGUCAUUUUGAUCGAGGCGUCGGCCCUGAAAGCGAUCUUGGACAACAUACAAUUCCUCGCGUCCAAUGGACACGGGCCAGUCUCUCUUAACACGCUGAUCGGAAAGGAAGGUCCCGUCGAAGGCUGUCGCAAAGCACUCCACCAUAUGAGUGCACUGUUCCCGGCCGAGUCUGCGCAGGGCACGUUGGGCAUCAAAUCCAAGCGGCAGAAAGUGGCGGAGAUGCUGCACACCCUCGGCUGGUCUUUCAAAGAGACUAAGGCUAGGAGACUGUUAGCGGAAGUGGUGCAACACAAGACUACUCUCAAUCUGGCACUUACGGUAGACAUCAGCCAUGACAUCAAGAAAAUUAAAGGCAAAGCGGGCGAGAUCCAGACGGCCCUUUCGGGCAUUGAGCGGCGCGAUGUUUACAAGUGGCUUGAGGGCAUCGAUCCGUCAUCUCUCCAUCAUCGAGCUUGUAGCCAAUAUGAGCCGGGGACUGGCGGCUGGGUACUUCGAUCCGAUGAUUGGAAGGCUUGGAUCUCAGGCCCGAACCGCGCUCUGUGGAUCCACGGCAUACCGGGGGCCGGGAAAACAGUGCUCGCGUCUCAUUUGAUCGAAAACGUCAAGACGCGCUGCAACGCUGGUGACGCGGCGAAAAGCAGGAACGCAUACGUCUACUACUACUGCUAUUUUGGCCACAACACAGACGAAGCAUUGCACUUCUUGCGGUGGAUAAUUCGUCAACUCGGUCGGGCGGCAGACACUAUGCCUGCCAACUUGUACAAGCUUUACAGGCGCGGCGAGGGACCUAGCCUAUCGGACCUGUUCUAUGUGCUGGAAGAGAUGAUGGAAGCGUUCGACUGUGUCUAUGUCAUCCUGGACGCCAUCGACGAGAGUAUGCCUAGGACGAAUCUCCUGAAAGUCUUACGAGAUCUCAUCACCGACCCGAGAUUUUCGAAGACGCGGGUUUUGGCAACUAGUCGCGAGUACCUCGAUAUCGAAGAAUCCAUGAAAGGGAUCUCGACGUCGAUUUCCAUGAGGAAUCCUUUGCUUGACGAAGAUAUACGACUAUUUGUCCAAGCACAACUUAAGACGCACCCCAAAUUAAGGCUCUGGCCUGCUAGCGUGCAAGACGAGGCUUUGGAGGCACUGUCCGCAAAAGCGAAAGGAAUGUUUCGCUGGGUCGUGUGUCAGAUCGAUAUCCUGCAGCGUCUGAAAGGCGACAAGGCCACUAUAUUAAAGGCAUUGGUCUGCCUGCCGCGGACUCUGGACGAAACCUACGAGCGGAUAUUCCUCCAAAUACCCCAUGAGUCCAGGCUGGUUGUCCAUCAUGCGCUGAAAUGGAUUUACGCCCAUGAUGACUUGCGCGUCGACAACAUACCCGCUUCCAAUCUUAUCCAGGCCAUACAAAGGAGCACCGCUCUGCUCGGCUCUAGUGGAUACGACUAUGAUUACAACGUGGAUCUUCUCCGCGACCUCUGUGGGUGCCUGAUAUCGCUGUCACCCCAAGAGCGUGACAACGACGAUGUAAAAUUCCAGCCUACGACUGCUGUAGCUUUUGCACAUUACACGGUCUUGGAAUUCCUGGAUUCGACGAGAAUACGAAAUGGGCCUGCUUCUUUCUUUGCUAUCGACGAAGAGUUGGUCAAGCUCGAGUUUGCAAAGAUGGUUAUGCUGGAAGCGCUCGACACCGAACCGAAUGACAUCUGGGACACAGAAGACAUCUACCUUGGGAAUGAAAAGAUCGCUGAUGCCAUAGAAGAAUCCUUCAAUCUUUAUAGUAUUGUAUCAUCAAUACUUGCCGUGAAGUGUUGGGGCCAAACACUCGCCUCGGACACCACUUUGUGCGAGCUAGCAUUUGCAAUGCUCAAUGCGACGAGCCAGCAUUUCGAACACCUCGCACAUACUGCAGCAUGUAUCGAGAAUGCCACCCAUGUCUUUUCGAGUGACUUGCUCUAUGAAGAUGAGCAAUUCUGGAAUCUGUCAUGGAGGCAGCUACCGACAAAUGAUGCGGUGCGAACACUCAUCAACUUGUUAUUCACAGAUGAAAGUUCUGAGCUCGGGCGGAAGUUCGUCCAAAGCAUCCGCGCAGGAAGCUGGCUACAAAGCAGUGUCGAUCUGAGCCUUCCGAUAUGGCAUCCGAUAAGUGAAGAGGCCAUAGAACUGUGCCAAUUUGAAGGGACACUUGUAGAGCUCUUUGCCCUGUUCAGCAACGGAAGGUCAGACGCUUUGAAACUGUUCCUUGAACUUGUAAUAGGUUACUUCGACCCUUCGAAAAUCCUGUUGCAUUUGGUUGGUUGGCACACUCACGACGGGAAUGAUGGCAGCUGCAACGGCAGUUGUAUUUUGGCCCGUCAGCUGCAGCUUGGAGCAGAUCCUGACGGCCCUGGAUAUAGAAUCUGUCCGUUACAAAUUGCAGCUAGGAUGCGGGACUUGAAAGGAGUCAGGUUGUUGCUCGAGGCUGGGGCGAACCCAAACCACACCGGAGACCAGAAGGGCGAAGUGUGGAAAGAGGGCACCGUUCUCGCUCGGUUCAACAACAUCCUGGAUUGCAGCCCUCUCAACAUCGUGCAAACGAUGGGCUGCUAUUUUGUGGGCGACCAACUUGACAAGAGAAAAGAAGAUGUGCCAAAGAUAGUAGCACUGAUGCGCGAGUAUGGGGCGAGGAGUUUCACGAGAACUGAGGCUGAAUCCUAGGCACUGGCGCCAGACCCUCGAGGUCGGGUAACCUGGGCAGCGAGCUGUCGAGGUAGAAGCAAGACGGCGAUACGUGAGGCGUCUUUAGAAGAUCCAACUUUCUAUAUUUCAACAUCAGUAGUAUAUCGCAUGCGGGUGACUGUCGAGGUAACAAAGCCUAGUCAAGGCCGCUUCAACCUCGUAACCAACGCCUCCAGGUCCCUGACCGCGAGUCCCUCAGCCUCGGCACCCUGGUAGAACCCCUUCAGCUCCGCAAUCGCCUUCCGGGCAUACUUCGCCGCGCCCUCGGCGUCUCCAGCAGCCAGACACAGGCGGGCCAUGACGUCGAAGUGGUCGCC
Messenger RNA from Lasiosphaeria miniovina, 3287 nucleotides. RefSeq lists its product as uncharacterized. The transcript has 5 exons. Gene Ontology annotation, molecular function: protein binding. The coding region runs from base 73 to 2949 and encodes 958 amino acids. NCBI's taxonomy places the organism in Eukaryota, Fungi, Ascomycota, Sordariomycetes, Sordariales, Lasiosphaeriaceae. The record is from RefSeq and is a predicted model, not a curated record.